AUGGUUUCCCCGGUCACCGUGGUGAAGAGCGAAGGCCCCAAGCUGGUGCCCUUCUUCAAGGCCACCUGCGUCUACUUUGUCCUGUGGCUGCCGACGUCCAGUCCGUCCUGGUUCAGCGCGCUGAUCAAAUGCCUGCCCAUCUUCUGCCUGUGGGUCUUCCUGCUGGCGCACGGCUUGGGCUUUUUGCUUGCUCGCUCCGGCGCCCGCAAGAUCCUGGCCGGGCUCAUCUUUUCCGCGCUGGGUGACGCCUUCCUCAUCUGGCAGGAGCAAGGCUACUUCGUCCACGGUCUCCUGAUGUUCGCCAUCACCCACAUCCUGUACUCAUCGGCCUUCGGGAUGAAGCCCACCAACGCGCGGGCGGGGCUGGCCAUCGGCGCCGCCUCGGGCGCCUGCUACCUGCUGCUCUACCCGUACCUGCGGGGCCCCUUCACCUACCUGGUGGCCGUCUACGUGGCCCUGAUCGGCUUCAUGGGCUGGCGGGCGGUGGCGGGCCUGCGGCUGGCCCGCGACCUGUGGACAUGGACCGAGCUGUCGGCCUGCCUGGGCGCCGUCCUCUUCAUGGCGUCCGACCUGACCAUCGCCGUCAACAAGUUCUGUUUCCCCGUGCCGCACUCGCGGGCCAUCAUCAUGGCCACCUACUACGCCGCCCAGAUGCUGAUCGCCCUCUCGGCCGUGGAGUGCCAGGACGCCGAAGCGGCGCGCAAGAGGGUAUGA
Molecule: messenger RNA, 714 nt
Organism: Nerophis lumbriciformis (worm pipefish)
Lineage: Eukaryota; Metazoa; Chordata; Actinopteri; Syngnathiformes; Syngnathidae
Source: RefSeq, a predicted model, not a curated record